Xiphias gladius (swordfish) is the source of this 3182-nucleotide messenger RNA. It is a transcript of the gene ccser2a, whose product is annotated as coiled-coil serine-rich protein 2a. The record is from RefSeq and is a predicted model, not a curated record. The transcript has 11 exons. Gene Ontology annotation, molecular function: microtubule binding. NCBI's taxonomy places the organism in Eukaryota, Metazoa, Chordata, Actinopteri, Istiophoriformes, Xiphiidae. Gene Ontology annotation, cellular component: microtubule cytoskeleton. Bases 500 to 3073 code for a protein of 857 amino acids. Gene Ontology annotation, biological process: microtubule bundle formation.
GUCGACAACCCGCGGCACCGUCGGUUGGUCGGUGUUGACCCUGUGGCGGUGCGUAACCAACGGCUCGGUGGUACGGUCGCCGCCGGGAGAGCUAUUCAAACUGGAAACACUUCGCGGAGAAGCGAAAAAAAAAAUUCCCCGGCCUUUGCAUGUCUACUUUCGGGUCGGCUCGUCCUAAGUGUCCGGGACCCGGCGAAGAGCGGAGCCGAUGUUUGACCUCAGAAGCCCGGGGCUUUUCACCGAACUUGCGUGCUGACUCCCGGCUAUGGGCUAGCUACAACUUCUCCAGCGCGCCUCAGUGUCCACAGCGUGCGAGAGUUAACCCGAGAGCGAGGGACUUAAACUGACGCUGCCUCCGCUUUACAACAUGCCGCUAUUUUACAAGACAACGGACGAGUGGACCCCUCGCUGCCCCACCGUUGAGGCCACAGACGUGCUUUUAGCGGCGUGAUUCUGUUGUGUGUGAUUCUAUGCUCCUCCAUGCCUUUGUCGGCAUCUAAUGGAAGAAAAAGCACUGAUCAGGUCCACCAUGGUAUCCAGACUGCCUAAAUUCGGUGGACGCUCCUCAGCUGUUGGCGCUAGCCCCUUGUCCAAUGGUUCAACCCAGUCAACCACCACUACCCAGGAUGGCAAGACCACUCCCCCAGGAACACGCCCAAAUGGUGUUAUCCGUGCCUCUCCUUUUACCCUAAAAUGGAAGAGAGAUGAGGGGCUGACCCUCUCUAGCCCCACCACAUCCACCAGCCCUGGGGACGGAGAUGAAGACAAGGCUCAGACACAGCUUCCCCCAUUGGUAAAGGAGAUAAAGAAUGGGUCUCCAGGGACGCCUAAGAUACGGAGGUCAGGUACUUUGAUGGUUGCCGUCUCUAGCCCCAAGGCCAUCCCUAAGCAAUGCUCGAAGAUGAGUCCCAAAGUAGGGACCAAGCUAGGCCAAAGCCCACUGAAUGGAGGUACUAAAAUGGGCCAUAAUGAGUCCAGCAUUCCUCCUCGAACAGGGUCAGAUUCCCGCCUUGUUCGGCCAAGGUUAGGCUCCAGCUCUCCCAGAAGCAGCUCUCAAGACAGCCUGUCCCAGUCCAGUGACAGCCUGAAGACCUUGGCACUGGACAACAUGGUGCGUUCAAAUAGCUUCACUCACUUCAAACAGAUUCCCUCCCCCACAAGCCAGCCUAUGACACGGUCCUUCUCCUUUAACCGGGCUGUGGAGCUAGCCAAGCCCCUGGCCAACACUCAGCUCCGGCCUCCUCGGAGUACUUUCCUCAAACCCCCUCAGCUGAGCAAUGGAAGAUUGGGUUUAGGACUUGGAGCCCUGAAUGGCAGCCUGGGAGGUUCAGGAGGUCUAGGUGGAGGACUUGGAGGACUUCAGUACAGCAGAACUCCUCCAGCUGCCUCCUCUUUGCCUACUGCUUCAAUCCCUCCAGCACCCACUACCCCCAGUACUCUAAAGAAGCCUCUGCUUCCCAGUUGUGUGCUGACCAAGUCAUUGGGCAGCAAUGGGGGGUCUUUGGGCCACAGGCUGGCUCGACCUGGGCAGGCCAGGCAGCAGAAACCUCUUUUUCCAGGUAGGGUCAAGGGGGAUAUAAGAUCUUCAGCUGCCCCUGAGUGUGGAGAGCUGUUAGGCAUAGCAAUAGACAUUGAGCCGACUGGUGAGGCUGAAAAAGCAGACUCUCAAAGUGAUGAUGAUGGAAACUCUGGAGAUGGAGGAGGAAAAGGAAGCGGAAGUGGUGUGCUCAGGCACAGCUUUGGCCAGGCAGCAGGCGAGACUCUGGAGGACAUGUCCCUAUCAUCUGCCUCAUCUCUAGACAGAGGUGAAACCAGUGAGGAGUUUUUAGAUGACUUUGACAGUGUGGGAGAUGUUCUCAGUGAUGGGAUUAUGCCUGACAACAGGAAAACUGGGGGCACUACCCAAACCUGCCUUCACAGCUUUCUCAAUGAGACCAUUGACUGGGACACUAUAGAUCUGGCAGGAAAUAAGGAAGAAAGCCCAAUGCAGGACUCCCAGGGACCACUGGUGUUGUCUCCAGAGCGAGGUGAUGUCCCCCAGGCUUCAUCUGUGGAGCUGUCGCCCUCCAACAGCUCUGGUGGAACUUACAUGUGGGAUGAGGAGGGUCUUGAGCCCAUUGGGGGGCCUGGGACUCAUCCAUUAGACAGCUAUGAUGAUUCAGAGCUCAACAGCAUGGAUAUCCUGAACAACCUGGACCCUCGGGGAACUGGAGAGUUGGAUGAUGAUGACCUCAUGCUAGAUGUGGACCUCCCAGAGGAUGGCUUGCCUGACGUUGACAGGAUGUCCCACAUUGAGCGCUCCGAGAGGGCCGGUCGGCAGGGGCAGCGGCAUAAACACCACCGCUGGAGUGGACCAGAUCGCUUCCACAAUGAUAGCAGGGCCCGUGUCUUCCAGCACUAUGAUGGACUCAAGUCUUCAAGGAUUCCUUCACGGCCCGUCCCUUCUGAAGGCAGGCAGCAUGGCUACAUGGCGAUGCUGGAUGAACUCACACUCGAACACAUGACUCAAGAUUGUAGCUCGCUCAAGAACCAGCUGCUUAGGCUCAAAACAUUACUACAGCUUGAGGACACAGACUCUCCAGCAGAUGCUCCUGAGGAGAUUGAAGACAAUACCACUGCAUCACAGUUGGAAGAGCUGAUUAGGGAAGUGCAGGUGCUCAGAGAGGAGCUGAGGAGUCGAGACAAGACCAUUGCUCAGCUCACACUGCAGUGUCAACAGCUACAACAACAACAUCAGCGGGAACAAAUGCCUGCUCAAGGACGUCAGGUCAGGUGUCAGUGCCACCACCAGAGGGCUCCCUCUUCACUACGACAGAGCGACAGACAGAUGGACAAACGGAUGCAGCAUCACUAUGACAAGGCCACCCAGACAUAUUGGAGACCACCCAGCCAUGCUGGUGUGCUGCCCACCCCCAUGCUGUCCCCGUGGCAGGCACAGCACCAGGGCUUGACCCGUACCAGUAUGCCCCAGCGCAGACAGAUCUCAACUACUACAGCCUUUCAGCCCCUGUCUCAACGAGCACCUCCACCAGGGAAGAAUAAUAAAAACUCCCCCCACCGUGGGCCACAGUGACCUCACAAGGAGUAGAUCAGAGGCAGGAACCCAUAUAUAUGCUGACCGUCCUCUUGAAGGCCUAAUGGCAGAUGUGUCCGGCCCGACUGACCCCGACAAGCUGAGUCAU